CAAUCAUUACAUUUUAAAAAUUCGAUUGAAAUAUUUACAAAAAGAUACUGCUCAAAUAUAACCUUGAAGAACAAUAUCAAAUUGAAGCAUAUUGCUAGUUGAUAUUUAAAGAAAGACAGCAGAAUAAAGGUCCAAGUUUCCCGUUGAAAUAUGACAGACAGACAAAUAAACUUUUCAAAAUGCCAGUUAAAUAAAUCAUCAAGAAUAAUGACAUUUAGUCUACUUGGAAUAGGAGUUGCUGUCGCAUUAAGUAUCGCCAUUAUUAUACACUUCAUGUAAGGCAAAGGCUUCGAUUAAUAUAUGUAUAAUCUACUUCUUUUUCCUUCAAAAAUAAAAUUCAAUUUCAGAUCAGCAGUAGGAAGUUUUCUAAAAGAUAACUGGUGGAUCAGUAUUAUAUUCAGUGUUAUAGGUUUCAUUUGUUCUAUUCUGAUGGUCACUAUUCCACAUCGAGUGAAGAAUCCACCAGUCAACUUCAUCAUAUUAUUUGUAAUGAUAAUCUCAUUGUCUUAUUCAAUUGCUUUGGAUUUUGUGGAUAUAUCAUUCAAGUGGAUUAUUCUACGAUGGACUUUAUCAGUUACGGUGUGUCUGUGUUUCAUCUUCGUUGGAGUUAUAAUUAAACGAGACUUGACAGUUUUUAUCUUUCCACUACUAAUUUAUUUGUUAAGCGCAAUUCUUUUAGCAUCGAUAACAAUUUCGGUGCUGUAUAUUCUUACAAACAAAUAUAUUUUGUACGUAAGCUUCUGUAUAUUUGAAUUCGUGACCGUGAUUCCGUGUCUGAUGGUCGCAGGGCAAAUGCUAUCAAGUAAACGAGAUGUUCAUUUCACAGAUGAUGACUACACAACGGCGGCUAUGAUUUAUUUCUUAUUAAUAUUGCAAGCAGUGACGUCAACAGUUGGACCGUUUGAAACAGAUAAAACAAAAUCAAAUGAAACAAGUUUAUUAAGUUCAUUAUCAUUGUUUGAGACUACAGACUAGGUAGAAGAUAGUCUGUCAGUCAGAAUUUAAAUUAUACAAAUAUUGAUUUCCUAUAUGUGUUAAUCAGAAAGUCAUCCAAUCAGAUUUCACCAUGAUGUUUGCUGCCCACCAAUCGGCCCAAUACUGUAACCUAUAAUUAGUUUAUGAUACUUUUUUGUAUGACGAUUGUAAUGAUAUCUUUGUUAUUACACAGUACCUCUGUCUGUCUCGCACGCUCGUUUUGAA
Trichobilharzia szidati is the source of this 1200-nucleotide messenger RNA. NCBI's taxonomy places the organism in Eukaryota, Metazoa, Platyhelminthes, Trematoda, Strigeidida, Schistosomatidae. The record is from the annotation of a GenBank genome assembly.